Messenger RNA from Medioppia subpectinata, 1002 nucleotides. Lineage: Eukaryota; Metazoa; Arthropoda; Arachnida; Sarcoptiformes; Oppiidae. The record is from the annotation of a GenBank genome assembly.
AUGCUAGAAUCAAAUGAGACAAUGAAUAGAAAAUUAUGUGAUAAAAAUUUGCAUAAAAUAUGCGAAGUUUGCGGCGAUAAAGAAAGAGGCAGAAACUUUGGUGUAAUAACGUGUGAAUCGUGCAAGGCAUUUUUUAGACGCUUUGGUCUUAGGGAUAAGCUCAUCAAUAUUUGUCCCUCAAAUGGCAAUUGCAUUAUAAACCCAUUGACGAGAAGGAUAUGCCAAAAAUGUCGACUCCAGAAGUGUUUUGCGGUCGGAAUGAGAAAAGAAUUUAUCAGAACUGAUGAACAAAAUGAAGAGCGAAAGGAAAUUAUUCGCGAAAAUAAGUUAAAACGUGAAAAAUGUAAUGAUUUGACCGAUUCUUCCGUCUCUUCGGUCUAUUCUUUUACCGAUUCUUCAAAUGAUUUAAUUAUAUUCAAUGAUAACAAAGAGAAAGACAUUUUGAAUGAAUUGCUCGACAAUACAAUUGACUUUACUUUGGAUGAGAUAUCAGACGUUGGAAACAGUAUUACAGACACUAUAAUUGAUGAGACUUUUGUGGUAAUAAUGGAUAUAAAUGAAAAAUGCGAAAACACGGCAAUCGUUCCUAUGUUUAGGGAAAUCACGGAUUAUAACGGUUUGAAUGAAUUGGAAAACAAUAGGAUAUCGGGGUUGUCGAGCGCUGCCGUUCUGUUUGAACACAAAAUGUCUGAUAAUAUAAUACAAGAUGAUGCUAAUACUAUUAUGUUAACAGCAAUAAUGUUUUAUAACCCGAAUCGACCGAACAUAACACAUAAACAAACUGUUAAACUCGAACAACAACUGUAUAUAUAUUUACUGCAAAGAUAUCUGUUAUGGAAACACCGGUCGGAUUCAGAAUCGAGAGUAAAACUUCAAAAACUGAUGCUUUCAUUGAAAGUGUUGAAUACAUUAAAUGAGUUGGAAAUAAAGUUUGGAGUUCCGAACUAUAAGAAUAUUCAACAAUAUAUGGGUCCACUUGUGAAGGAAAUAUAUGAUUUAUAA